AUGACGUGGCUCGGUACUUUUACUGGUCUUUCUGGCGCUUCCGCUGUGGCUCUAGGUGCUUUUGGUGCGCACGCUCUGAAGGACAAACUGAACGCGCACCAGACGACCUCGUGGUCGACGGCGACCAAGUACCAGCUGAUCCAUACGGCGGUACUCCUGUUUAUCACCUCGGUUCGCCCACUCCGUGGCGCUAACAAGUUUGCGGCCUACGCUUUUGCCACCGGCAUUGUGCUGUUCAGCGGUUCCAUCUACGGUCUCUGCCUGCUUCCGGCCGGUCACGGCCUGCGCAAGCUGCUGGGCCCUGCGACGCCGCUGGGUGGCCUGUCAUUCAUUGCAGGAUGGCUGGCGCUGGCGUACGCUCGCGUCCCCGUAACGCUGUAG
Molecule: messenger RNA, 381 nt
Organism: Malassezia pachydermatis
Lineage: Eukaryota; Fungi; Basidiomycota; Malasseziomycetes; Malasseziales; Malasseziaceae
Exons: 3
Coding region: 1-381 (126 amino acids)
Source: RefSeq, a predicted model, not a curated record